Poecilia reticulata (guppy) is the source of this 546-nucleotide messenger RNA. RefSeq names its product C-C motif chemokine 20-like. Lineage: Eukaryota; Metazoa; Chordata; Actinopteri; Cyprinodontiformes; Poeciliidae. Gene Ontology annotation, molecular function: chemokine activity. Gene Ontology annotation, cellular component: extracellular region. The record is from RefSeq and is a predicted model, not a curated record. Gene Ontology annotation, biological process: immune response.
CAGCUUUCUCCUGAAGAAACUCUCCGAAGAAGAGAAAACGCUCCAGAAAAAUGGCCUCCAAAGUUGCAGCUCUGCUCUUCCUGGGUCUCAUCUGCUUCCACGUUGCAACAGCCCAGAUUGUGAUGGAUUGCUGCUUGAGCGUCAGCGAAAAACGUCUGAUUCCUAAAAACAUUGUGAGCUACAAGCUUCAGGUUGCAGGCUCGGGAUGUGACAUCAGCGCCGCUGUGUUUUUGAAUAAGAAAGGCAUGAAGCUGUGUGUCGUUCCCCCUGAGGGAAACCAGUGGGUGCAAAACCUCAUCAGGACUUUGGAAAAGAGGAGACAGUCUCCAAACUAGAACAGAACAUGGAGAAAAGACGGAAAAACUGCUGAAAAAGAUCAAACUUGUAAAGUUGCUCACAAGUUGUUUUGGUUCUGCACAAGUUUAUUUUAAUUUAUGGUGACAGACUUCUGUUUCCUCUUUUUGUAGUUUUCUUUCUGUUGAAUUUCUCUGACAUGUUGUACAGAAACAGAACCAAUUGCCUUAACUUGCCUGAACUGCAAGCAGA